Molecule: messenger RNA, 2594 nt
Organism: Clupea harengus (Atlantic herring)
Lineage: Eukaryota; Metazoa; Chordata; Actinopteri; Clupeiformes; Clupeidae
Gene: schip1
Product: schwannomin interacting protein 1
Biological process (GO): positive regulation of hippo signaling
Cellular component (GO): plasma membrane; cell junction
Source: RefSeq, a predicted model, not a curated record
ACACGCGAUAUAAAUCAUGCACGACCCAAACAUCCCAUUGGCUGAGAGACUACUUCCCAAGUCAGAGCCCGACUGUUGAGGCGCUUCGUUCCAAACUGUUCCUAGCUGGCGCUUGACCAUCUGCGAGAUCCAGAUAUGCUAAGGACAGCCAGUUUUCGGACGAUCAGUCAAGGGGACAGCUCCAGACUGCGUGGCGAGACCGGGGAAAGAAAGCGUCUGUCGCUGAAAAUCUCCCAGGAGGAGGGGAAGAGGUGCACCAGAUUCUGUAACCGCAGCGGAGGAGGAGGAGCACCCGAGGGCCCCAAGAUGGAGAGGAAUGUCUACAUCCAUGCAGUGGAGGAAGACAACAGUACUCAUCGCCGAGAGCAACAACAGUACUGGGAUAGCAAGGCUGUCAUCAUCCAGAGGGCCUGGCGUUAUGCUCUGUUCCAUAAAAAAGGCUGGCAGCAAACACCUGAGAACCAGAUGCACCUCGGACAUGAGGCAACCCAGCUCCAGAGCUUUCCCACUACGCUGGCCAUCAAUGAGCUCGUCCAGGACCUCUCACUGGAGGAGUUGAAAACCCUUCAGAGUGUAAAACAUGGGAAUGGAAGAUACCAACUGCAGCAUUCCCAGCUGACCCCAGACCUGGAGAAUAUCAUCACGGCGGUGUCUGUGGACAUGCCCCUGCUGUCCAAAGUCAUAGUUAUCCAGCGGGCUUGGAGGGACUUCCAGAGCAGACAGGACAUCCUGGAGAAGAGGAGCCCCUCCCCUCCGUCCCUCACCUCCUCCUCGGACAAGAUGAGCAUGUCCAUCAGCAUGGCGACCCUAUCAGAUGGCAGCACCCCUGAUUACCGGGAGGAUGGUAUGGAUCUGGGGAGUGACGCGUCCAGCCGCUCCAGUUCGGAGUCCAACUCCAACAAGGUGACACCGUGCUCGCCCAGCCUGGACCUCACUCCGCUGGAGGACUACGAGGAGGACGAAGACUACCAGGAGUACAAGAAGAAGGUCAUCGAGGAGUGGGAGAGCGAGUAUGGCGGCGGUAGCAGUGGGGAAUACGGCGACACCGAUGACCCCGACCUGGCUAACAACGUCAAGACUGUCGGAGGAGGAGGUGGCGGCGGCGGAAGCUUCCGGAAGCCGGUGAACAGCCGCAGCCUGGCCGAGGAGUUCCAGGACGUGAAGAGCCCGCCGCCGUCGCUCACCGGGCCCACGGCCACCCGAGCCGCCGCCGUGCCUGAGGAGCUGAAGCAGAACGGCAACCUGAUCCUGCCCAGCGCACACCACCUCCGCUCCCCCGGCGGCACGGCCACCGUCACCACAGCGGCAAAGACUGCUGCCAGGCCCGCCAGCCAGCGGACAGCAAGCAGCAACACCAGAGGGGGUGGAGGAUUGGUGGGCACUGGCGUCGGCGGUGGUGUUGGCACUGGCGUCGGCACCGGCGUCGCGAGUUACGGUGUGAGUGGUGGAGUAGGGACAGGGGCAAAUGCCACCUAUCGCACAGGUGCAGGAAUGGGUGGAGGCUACAUGGACGAGUGCGAGGUCGAGGAGAACCAGCUGCCCACUAUGGACUGGGCGGCUCUGGAGAGACACCUGGCCGGACUGCAGUGCCGGGAGCAGGAGAACCACAACCAGAACCAGGCGCUGGGUCGGGCCAACUCCACAUCGGCCCAGAAGAAUGAGAGAGAGUCCAUCCGGCAGAAGCUCGCCCUGGGCAGCUUCUUCGACGACGGACCCGGGAUCUACACCAGCUGCAGCAAGAGUGGCAAACCCAGUCUGUCUUCACGGCUGCAGAGCGGGAUGAACCUCCAGAUCUGUUUUGUGAACGACAGCAGCAGCGACAAAGACAGUGAUGCAGAUGACAGCAAGACAGAGACCAGUCUGGACACACCACUCUCUCCUAUGAGCAAGCAGAGCUCGUCCUACUCGGACCGGGACACCACGGAGGAGGACUCAGAGUCUCUGGAGGACAUGGACUUUGUGAGCCGUCAGAAGAAGCUGCAGGCGGAGGCCAAGCUGGCGCUGGCGAUGGCCAAACCCAUGGCCAAGAUGCAGGUGGAGGUGGAGAAGCAGAAUCGCAAAAAGUCCCCCGUCGCCGACCUGUUGCCACAUAUGCCUCACAUCAGUGAGUGCCUGAUGAAGAGGAGCCUGAAGCCGUCUGACCUCAGAGACAUGACCGUCGGCCAGCUCCAGGUCAUCGUCAAUGACCUCCACUCACAGAUCGAGAGUCUAAAUGAGGAGCUCGUGCAGCUGCUACUGAUCAGAGAUGAGCUCCACAUGGAGCAGGACGCUAUGCUGGUGGACAUCGAAGACCUGACCAGGCAUGCCGAGAGCCAGCAGAAACACUUGGCGGAGAAGACCCUCUCCAAAUGAAGACUCUUCAACCAUACCACCCCUCCCCCAAACUCAGACAUACUCCACAUUGCUCAAUGACCCUGAUCCUGACCCUGUCCAAAUGCGCCUACCACCUUCUUACAUACACACACACACACACCUCAUAGAAAUGGAGGGAAAGACCCUCUCCAAAUAAGGCUACCACCACCUUUACCUAUCCACCCCACCCUCCCCCAAUCCCCCCCAACUCAUCCUCCAUACCUGCCACUGAUGCCCCCAGC